Molecule: messenger RNA, 723 nt
Organism: Pelodiscus sinensis (Chinese soft-shelled turtle)
Lineage: Eukaryota; Metazoa; Chordata; Testudines; Trionychidae
Source: RefSeq, a predicted model, not a curated record
AUGGAGGACGAAGAGGGUUAUAUGACAUUAAACUUUCGUCUGAAGGCGAAAAAAGCAGAACGCUCACGUCAACCUGUGUUCCAAGAUCAUCCUCCGUGUCCCCGCUGGCAUCGGCUUGCUCUGCAGCUGGGACCAGCUGGGAUCUUCGUCCUGGUGGGAGUUGUGAUAAUGAUGGGCAUUUGGGUUUUUCAGCCCAGAGGGUCUCUGAAUUGCCUGGAGAACAACAGUACCGGGGAGAGACUCAUCCCUCAAUCCAACGGCAGCCCCGGCCUGACAGAUUUCCAGUCCCGCUUGAAACAAUUUGUGUGUGAAUCAUCUUCCAGCAACUCAGCAGAGGGCCCAGGGUGCAAGCUCUGCCCCUCAGACUGGCGGCUACACUGGGACAAGUGCUACUGGGUGUCUGAAGACAAAAUUUCCUGGAACAAGAGCCGUGAUAACUGUUCAAGGAGGGGCUCCCGACUGCCGGUGAUCCGGGACCAGACUGAGAUGACUUUCAUUCAAAACACUUUCAAAGACAGAAACGGAGCCUGGCUUGGACUUGUUAUUAGAUCCCCCUUGAGAUGGACAUGGAUGAACGGUUCCCCGUUAAAUACAACCCUGCCCAAGGUCAAGAAUCCUCCUAUUGGGAACAACUGCGGGGUGAUAAAAGAAAAUGUCAUUACUUUUGAAAGCUGCGAUGCUGCAUCCAAGUGCAUUUGUGAAAAAGACGCUCUCCAGAUAUAG